Molecule: messenger RNA, 1145 nt
Organism: Aphidius gifuensis
Lineage: Eukaryota; Metazoa; Arthropoda; Insecta; Hymenoptera; Braconidae
Product: arylalkylamine N-acetyltransferase 1-like
Exons: 4
Coding region: 305-994 (229 amino acids)
Molecular function (GO): N-acetyltransferase activity
Source: RefSeq, a predicted model, not a curated record
UAUUUAUGGAUGCUUGAAUUUUACAUGAGUGUGUGUUUUAAAUAAAUAUUCAUUGUAGGGCAUAGUCCAUCAUAAAGACCAGUCGUGUCACAGGGCGACAAAGUGUCAUCAAGAUAGUAUUAUCAAUGUUUUUAUAUUAAGAGAUAUCUCAAUAUUAUUAUUAAUUAAUAUAUAUAUAUCAUUGUUUUCUCAUUGUAUUUAAUUUCAAUUGAAAAAUUCAUUUACUUGUGUUUAAGCACGACUCAAUUAUUUUUAAAUAAAUAAUUAAUCUUUCAAAAAAAAUCUAACGGUUUAUUUAUUUCAAAUGUCUUUGCUUGGUGAUAAAAUAAAUGAGCCAAAAUUGUCAAUGGAUUUUUCAAUAAAACCAAUAACAGCUGACGCAAAAUUAAAAGUACUUGGUUUUAUGAAAAAAAAUUUCUUCAAAGAUGAACCACUAAAUAAUUCAGUUAAUUUAAUUGAUGGUAAAGAUACAACUUGUAUUGAAUUGGAAGAAUAUUCAAUGUCAUCACUCGAUGAAAAUUUAAGUUUAAUGGCUGUAUCAUCAAGUGGAAUAAUUGUUGGAGUUAUCAUCAAUGGAAAAACAGAAAUACCAGAUAUCAAUGAAGAGCCAGAUUAUAUAAAAAAUUGUGAAAAUAAAAAAUUUAAAAAAAUCAUGAAAUUAUUACAUUACGUUGAUCAAGAAAUUAAUAUACCAGAAAAAUAUCCAGAUAGUAAUUGUCUUGAUAUUAAAAUUGUAUCAGUUGAUAAUAAUUGGCGAGGAAAAGGAAUUGCAUCUGCACUUUUUAAAAAAACAAUUGAAAUUGGUAAAGAAUUGGGUUUCAAUUUGAUACGCACUGAUUGUAGUUCUCAUUUUACUGCUCGACUCUGUCAACGUAUUGGUUUUCAUCCAAUUUAUGAAUUAAAAUAUUCUGAAUAUCUUGAUGACAAUGAACAACCAGUAUUUACACCAGCACCACCACACAAUUCCAUUGUCACUUAUAUCCUUAAAAUUUAAUUUUGUAUUUUUAAUUUAUUAUUUUUAUCUAUAUUAAUAAUUAUACUAUGUAAUAAAUAAAUACUCACAAAAAACAAAUAAACAUUGUAAUAUUAAUAAUAAAGUCAAUAAUAUUUAAAUAAAAAUUAAUUAUUAUUUUAAAUUAAAUAAA